Molecule: messenger RNA, 910 nt
Organism: Rhopalosiphum padi (bird cherry-oat aphid)
Lineage: Eukaryota; Metazoa; Arthropoda; Insecta; Hemiptera; Aphididae
Exons: 4
Coding region: 209-790 (193 amino acids)
Source: RefSeq, a predicted model, not a curated record
UUGUAAUAUAUGACGUACUUACGUUACUAAUACAAUGCAAAGUAAAAUGUAAAUGUAUACUAGAUUAGAUUCAUGAUCCAUAUUUUAAAUGUACAGUCUAUAUCAACAGUUACACAAUAUAAUAAUUAAUAAUAUAUUUAUUUCAUUCUCAAUAACUUAUAUACAAAUUGAUUAUUAGUUUUAUGAAAGCUGGUCGAAGAAUAUCAAAAUGAUUUUUUUAAAAUUGUACCUGUUAAUUGGCUUCUUAACCGUAUCUAAUGCACAAACAAAAUUUAUGCCCAACUUGCCUUUGGGAGAAUAUCGAAUAAUAGUAACAGCAAUGUAUCAAUGUGGAGAAACAAAAGAUCUACCGUUCAAGGUAAAUUUAUAUUUGAGUAAAAAGUCAUCUAAUAUAACCGAAAUUAGAGGGAAUUUAACAUUGGAGAUACCAUUUGACGAUUCUUUAGUAUUGGAUGUCAACUUUUCUUCUUGGAGUUUAACUGGUGGUUGGAAACCAAAUUCUCUUAUUUAUGUCACUAAUAAUGCCUGUUCUAAAAUGAAAAGUAUUCUUGGAAAUGCAUGGAUUGCGUUUACAAAGGUUUUCAAUGCAUCAACAGCAAACUGCCCGAUACCAAAGGGUAUAUAUAAAUCAUCGGGAUACGACACAACACUUUUUAAUGACAACAAUUUUCCUAAAGUAUAUUUUUAUGGAAAAUAUAAAUAUGUAGGUAAAGUAAAAAACAAAAAUAAUAAGCUACUUGGUUGUAUAGCUGCUGAGUUAAGCUUUGUACGGCCAUGGGAAUCAAUUUAAUGAAUGAAUCUUGCGUAUAAUUAAAUACAUGUGGUGUAAGGAAAUAUUGUAAUUGAAUACAUUUAAAAUGAAAUCAGUGUACAUACUAUAAAAUAUAAUAAAAUGCAGUUUUUUAUUUUA